CUGCUGGCGACUACAAGUCCCGUGAGCCUCCGCGGCCGCACUUCCUACCCUCGCUGUCCAGCCGGCUCCCUCCGCCCCCCUCCCCUGGGGCCGAAGGCUCUGGCUAGAGCCAGACUGCCGGAGACCAGGUAGGAUUUCCGGGAGAAAGUGCUGUGGAGUGCCUAGGAGGCAGCGGCGACCUAGAAACUGCUCCUCAUCUCCCUACUCUGGUUAAUAGUGGCAUGGAAGACCCAUUUGAAGAAGCAGGAGAUCCAGGCAUGGUCCUGGAUGGUGUGGAAGCAGGGGACACAACACCUCCCACCAAGAGAAAAAGCAAGUUCUCAGGUUUUGGCAAGAUCUUCAAGCCGUGGAAAUGGAGGAAGAAAAAAAGUAGUGAUAAAUUUAAAGAGACAUCAGAAGUUUUAGAGCGAAAAAUAUCUAUGCGAAAACCAAGAGAAGAGCUGGUUAAAAGAGGGGUUCUAUUGGAAGACCCUGAGCAGGGUGGUGAGGAGCCAGGCAAGCUGAGCCAGACCACACUAAAGAAUGGCCACACUACCCCCAUAGGGAGUGCCAGGUCUUCUCGUCCAGAAGAAGAGGAGGAGGCAGUGAGAAUAUCAAGUCUUAGGAAUCUUAUUCCAGAAGAGGAUCCAAAGAAGAGACUUGGCUCCACUGGAAGCCAGCCCAGCUCUGAAGCAGAGUCUGCUCCUGGGCAUGUAGCUAAGCAGCCUUUGCUCCCCCCAAGAAGACUCUCGUCCUCUUCUUACGAAGCAAGCGAAGGGCAAGCAAAGGAGGCUGCGCCUGGCAGUGCAGCCAGAGCCGUCCCCUCCACUUCUGGCUCCACCACCACGACACCUGCUGUCACCACUGCUGCCCCAAACCUAGCAAGGACUGCUCAUUCCUCGGUCACCCCUGCCCCAGCUCCCAGGACUCUGCCGCCUGCUGCCGCUACUGCCACCAGCACUGCUGCCACCCCUGCCAAGCAGCCCCCCAUCCCCCCUCCCAAGCCAGCCCACAGAAACAGCAACCCUGUCAUUGCUGAACUAUCCCAGGCAAUAAACAGUGGUACACUGUUACCGAAACCAUCCCCACCCUUACCACCCAAGAGAGGCAUUCCAUCAACCUCAGGACCCACCUCAGAGCCUGCUGCUUCACCCCCAACAAAAACAGCAAGUGAUCAAAGAGAAAAACCUGCCACUGUGUGUUGGGACUCACCGAUGAUAACCCCGCCUUCCUCCCCAUCACCCCCACUGCCUACCCACAUACCUCCAGAGCCCCCACGGUCCCCACCAUUUCCUGCUAAGACUUUUCACGUUGUGCCAGAAGUUGAAUUUUCCCCUCCUUUAGAUCUAUCCCAGGACAUUUCCCAGCAGGAAGAUCAGAAAAAGGAAGUCCCCAAGAAGAUACAGGACCAGAGCUUCGGGGAGCCCUACAUACCCUCCAGGCUGCCCCCACUCCCGCUGCAUAUCCGAAUUCAGCAGGCCCUUACUAGCCCCCUUCCUAUGACCCCUCCCUUGGAAGGUGCUCACAGAGCUCAUUCUCAGCUCUUUGAGAGCAGUGACAGCUUCUCUGAGGACAGUGGGACCCUGGGUCGGACCAGAUCACUUCCCAUCACGAUUGAAAUGCUGAAAGUUCCAGACGAUGAAGAAGAGGAGCAGACCUGCCCACUGGCAUUUGUUGAAGACAUGACAUCUACCUCAGUCACUCCUAAACUACCACAGUGUCUGCAAGAGGAAGAAAAGGAGAGUGACUCAGAUUCAGAGGGUCCCAUUCAGUAUCGAGAUGAAGAGGAUGAAGAUGAGGAAGACGAAAGCCAUCAGAGUGCUCUGGCCAACAAAGUGAAGAGGAAAGACACAUUGGCAAUGAAGCUAAGCAGCAGACCCAGUGAGCCAGAGUUGAACCUGACUUCUUGGCCUCGUAAAAGCAAGGAGGAGUGGAAUGAAAUACGGCACCAGAUUGGGAACACGCUGAUCCGGCGACUGAGCCAAAGACCGACAGCAGAAGAACUGGAACAACGGAAUAUACUACAGCCUAAAAAUGAAGCUGAUCGCCAAGCAGAGAAACGAGAGAUUAAGCGUCGACUCACUAGAAAGCUCAGUCAAAGGCCAACUGUGGCUGAACUACUUGCCAGGAAGAUUCUGAGGUUUAAUGAGUAUGUGGAGGUAACAGAUGCUCAGGAUUAUGACCGGCGAGCAGAUAAACCUUGGACCAAACUGACCCCUGCUGACAAGGCUGCCAUAAGAAAAGAAUUGAAUGAAUUUAAAAGCUCAGAGAUGGAGGUUCAUGAAGACAGCAAACAUUUUACACGCUACCAUCGCCCAUGAUGCUGAAGUAUGAGAAAGGGACUGAAGGACCAUGGAAAAGCAACCAUAGCACUUCCCACACAGCCAGGCUGCUCUGGGAUCUGGUUCAGAGGUGAAGAGCACUUGUAUGAAUGUAGCUUUCCCUGGAACGGAGUCUCCUGUGCUGCCCUUAGAAUGAAACACCUAAUGCUUUUGAACCUGUUAACACUGCAGUGGACUUGAAGGCCUCUCCCCAGCCACCCAUGCUCAGGCACUUGACGCGUCUGAGUUUUACUGGCUGCAGCACACCCUGCCCUGAGACAGCUGCUUGUGCUGAGGCAGGUUGUACCGUUAGCCUUACCCACCCGCGCUGUGUGUGAGACCCACUAUGUAGGUGUUAUUCUAGCCACCAAAUCCUCCUGCCAGGAAACCUGGAGGCACUACCGUUCUAGCAAAGGGCCCCACUUGCAGAAGAAGUGCUUGGACCCCCUGGCGUGGCAGUUGGAAGAAUGUACUAUCCCUCCUAGAUCGAGGCCGACAGGAAGCUCGGCGUCCCGGCUGUCCCUCCUUGACACUUGUCUUCCCAGCUCUUUUCCUUUUGUUUCGAGACAAGAUCUUAAACUGUGGCUCAGGCUGACCCAGAACUCACUGUGUAGCCCAGGCUGGCCUCAAACUCCUGUCUCAGCCUCCCACCUGCUGGGAUGACAAGCAUGAGCCAUCAUGUUUGGCUUUCAUCCUGGUCCUUAUUUUAAAGUUAUCUGAAAGAAAUGAUGGGAAUUUGCUCAUUAAACAGUCGGGGCUGUAAUCAAGCUGUUUAAAUGAGAAUAUCAUGCAUGGUUUCUAUACAAACCAAGAAAAAGGCCUUAAUAUUAAUGUCAUUUUGGCAGAGAACUGACUCAUGAGUUAAACUCCAUAGACUAUAUACGUUCCUUGUACCAAAUACUGUAAAUCAUCACUUCAGCCAGUGGAUGUAGGCGCCCUGUGCGAGCACACAUGUGCCGUUGGUGCCCAUGCUUGUAGCCAGAGCCCCUGUCAGAGCUCUUGGCCCCCCUACUGCGGAGCCCCCUUUACUCCAGGGGCCCUCCUGCCUCUGCUCUCUGGCAGCAUUCACCUCACUGCCUUUUCAAUUCCACGCUGUAGCAGUGUGGCCGGUGCCUAAGUUUCUGGAUCAGGCCCUCCCCGUUGCAUUUGUGAUGUAUGAUUUCCUAAAGCAGAUCUGGUUGUAUACCUCGAAGAAUUUUUCUCUUGAAACCCACACAGCCUCACUGUUCCCUCCUGGUUGUGAUUUACAUUGUAAGUGGGAAAGGAAACGUCCCAUUUUCUCUUGUCUUUUUGUUUUAGUCUGCAGUCAGUAUGUAGCUCAGCUAGCCUUCCCCAUCUGGGAUCAUAGGUCAGCAGGCUUGCCCAGCUCUUCCUUACCUUCGUAUUUAGUAAACUGUGACUGUUUUGAGUUUCUCCUGCUUUAUCCUCUUUCCUCUUGGUGUUCUCUCAGCGAUUUUCUCCUUGUUAGCAUCACACUUAGUGAAGAUUUAGAAUAGAGGGCAAACAAAAAAGCUCAAGUGACCUUAAAUAGUACUUCCUUCUCCACGGAGGAAAAGGUGGUUUUGUUCUUUCUUCCUGCAUGGUAGUUUCUGGCUAUGGAACAAGACCCCAGCUCCCCGGAGCUCGCUAACACUUGGGUUAAGGAGGAAACCCAGUGGCAGUGCUAAGGCUGUUAGAAGUCUAGAAACGGGUUGCCGCAACUGCUAACCUGAUCGGUCUCCUUUCUCCUUUGUGAUUGCAUUUUGUUCAGUGUGCCCAGGAUGGAACCCAAGUUCUCACAAGCUAGGCCGGUGCUCCCUGCCCCUGAUCUGUCCCCGGCCCUGAUUCUAACCACUCUUUCCUUUGGUUUGGAGACUGCUUUGCAUAUACCUACGCUGUCUGUGGCUGAGGUGACAUUUUCUGUUUUGUUCUAUUAGAUAGGGUCUCAUGUAGCGCAGGCUGGCUUCAGACUCACUAGAUAGCCACGGAAGACCUCAACCUCUGAUCCUUCUGCCUCCACCUCCCAAGUACAGGGAGUGCAGACAUGACACCAUGCCUGACAGCAAAACUUUCCAGCCUUCCUUCACUGCUCCUUCCCUCUCAGUGCCAAGCCUGAGCCACCUGCCCGCUCCUGUGUGCCAUCAGGGCUCGGAUUCACUGUUCAUCUCAUUGUCUUCUGAAACCUGGGUGAGGGUGGCAUCUAGUCAGUGGUUUUGUCUUAGUGUAUAUAAAAGUUGACUUUGUGUUUUCUGUCUGUAACUUGGAGUCACGAUUGUAAAUGUAAAGGAGGAGAAGCCUAGCGUAUUGUACGUCAAGAUGUUCCCCUAAUGUACAGAAUCAUGUAAAAAAAAAAUAAUUACAUUGUAUAUCAGUCUUCCUACCAGUCUUAAUUAUUAAAGUAUUUUAGAAUAUUGG
Messenger RNA from Onychomys torridus (southern grasshopper mouse), 4694 nucleotides. RefSeq names its product phosphatase and actin regulator 4 (gene Phactr4). The transcript is spliced from 14 exons. Gene Ontology annotation, molecular function: actin binding. NCBI's taxonomy places the organism in Eukaryota, Metazoa, Chordata, Mammalia, Rodentia, Cricetidae. Bases 222 to 2300 code for a protein of 692 amino acids. Gene Ontology annotation, biological process: actin cytoskeleton organization; neural crest cell migration. The record is from RefSeq and is a predicted model, not a curated record.